ACUAGGAUAUGAAGGAAUCACAGAAGAGGGAUAGACUGAAGGAGGAGGGAGCCUGCCAGUUACAGUUCCAAGUCAUCUGACAUCAUAAUUUCCUUUCUCAUUUCCUUAAAGAGUCAGAGACAGACAGAGAACAGUAGAAGAAGGUAGGCUGCUGGAGCAGUGCACUGUAUCUGGACAUUUUACAUCUGGACUUCCUGAGGAAGAAUGGCUACAUUGCCUACAAGCGAUUCUGCUAAUUUCAGCACAGUGUCUACAUUUGGAGACCAAAACAACUCUACGGACAAGUGUCCUCCAGCAGUAUUCAAAGAAUGGCAGUCGACUGUGGUCCCGGCCUGUAUGCUGCUGAUCAGUGUGCUGGGAAUCGUGAUGAAUUUGUUUGUCCUUACGGUUUUCUGCUUUCACAAGAAAGCGUGCACCGUGGCUGAGAUCUACUUGAGCAACCUGGCUGCUGCUGACCUUUUCUUGAUGGUAUGUUUGCCUUUGUGGGCUGCGAACGCAAUCAACAGAUAUGACUGGCCCUUUUCUCAUCACCUGUGCUCACUGUUCCCCCUUUCCAUCAACAUGAACGCCUACUGCAGCAUCUACUUCCUCGUUCUGAUCAGCAUAGAUCGCUAUAUUGCACUGGUGCACCCGCUGUCCCAUAAAAGAAUAAGUAGGCCAAAAUUUGCCAAACUAGGCUGUCUGCUUGUAUGGGGUUUUGGCUUGCUCAUGAGCAUCCCCACCCUCGUGUACAGGAAAGUGGCCUACAAAUCUCGAUAUAAUAAAAGCAUAUGCUUUCUUGAUUAUAGUGUCAAGGAAGAGCUCCUGUUUGAUGGGAUGCAGAAUACAUUCGGCUUUAUCAUACCCAUUUGCAUGAUUUCCUACUGCACUCUCGUUAUUAUCCACUCUCUGAAUAAACGGUUGAUUGAACGGUCAAAAAGCAAAAAAACGGAGCAGAAGGCUACCACUCUGGUGCUGGUGGUCCUCUUGGUGUUUGUGAUUUGCUGGGUGCCACACCACGUGGUAUUGAUACUGAAAACACUCAUAAAAGCUAAUGUCCUGAGAGAAUGUAGCUUCAUCGCCAACAUGGAGAUCUGCAGCACAGUCUUCAUGAACUUAGCUUUCUUCAACAGUGUUCUCAACCCCAUCCUCUACGUCAUUGUAGGAAAGAACUUCAGGAAAAAAGUCAGAGGUCUCUUCAAGCAAUGGAGCAAUAACAGAACCCUGAUCAUCCGCAACACCUCAACACACUUAAGCCUGUUCAGAAGUGUUAAACCAACUGUUACAACUGAAGACAACACAAUCUGAUCUGCAGGAUUGUUUUUGUUUUGUUUUACAAUUUCACAAAAGUAAGAUAAGAAAACUAUUUGAUGUAAUAAUUAUGUCAUCUGAAUUCACAUUAAAUAAGACCCUGCUCAAUAUUUUGAGGUUUGAACUGCCUCUUUGAUUGUUUUGCUUUGCAUGGGACAAUCCAAAACCGUUGAAGACUGAAAGUGGAGGGAGGUCUUCAGAGGAACGGGAUUCAGCCUUUCUUAAUACUGUCCUGAACCCAUGUCUUCUCUGGACAGGCAGCACUUCAGGAGGAAAGUUAGAGAGAAGGAGGGCCAGACAUCAUCACAGGCGAUUGCACACGGCCAGACAUUAACACUCCUCACUGAUCAUUUCAACAGACUAGAGGAAAUCAGAAGCGAGAACAUUUUUAAUACAUGGGAGAAGAUUUACCAUAUAUGCCAUUCUAACACUUAUGCCCUAAUUGUUGUUUCGUUGGAAAUACAUUUAGACUUAAUACAAUAA
Etheostoma cragini (Arkansas darter) is the source of this 1773-nucleotide messenger RNA. RefSeq names its product B2 bradykinin receptor-like. Gene Ontology annotation, molecular function: bradykinin receptor activity. Gene Ontology annotation, biological process: immune response; neutrophil chemotaxis; G protein-coupled receptor signaling pathway. The record is from RefSeq and is a predicted model, not a curated record. The coding region runs from base 205 to 1287 and encodes 360 amino acids. The transcript is spliced from 2 exons. NCBI's taxonomy places the organism in Eukaryota, Metazoa, Chordata, Actinopteri, Perciformes, Percidae. Gene Ontology annotation, cellular component: membrane.